AUUGGUCGCAACUUAAAAUCCUUAUCCUCUCUCUCCAUCACUCUCUCACGCACACACCCUCGAACACACUUCCCCCGGCAACUGCGAACUCGUCAAUGGCGCCUCAGAUCUAACAGUUCCGCCCUGUUGCUUCUAUCCGAGAGGCUUAUUCAGCAUCUUGCUUGUACUGGCGAGGUAUUCAUUAUACUGAGCUACAUCUUUGAUUCGUUGGGAAUUCUCGGAGCUGCUUCGGUAUGCAGAAAAUGGCGUACUCGUUCCCCGAGGAGGUCCUCGAGCAUGUUUUCUCAUUUAUCCAGUCGGAAAGGGAUCGUAACGUGAUCUCGUUGGUGUGCAAGUCAUGGUACGAGAUCGAACGGUGGUGUCGGAGGAGGGUUUUCGUCGGGAACUGCUACGCUGUUAGCCCCGUGAUGGUGAUCAAACGGUUCCCGGAUGUGAGAUCCAUUUCCCUCAAAGGGAAACCUCACUUUGCCGACUUCAAUUUGGUUCCCGAGAAUUGGGGCGGCUUUGUGUGCCCUUGGAUCGUGGCUAUGGCGGAGGCCUACCCGUCGCUGGAGGAGAUCCGACUCAAGAGGAUGGUCGUAACGGAUGAGAGCUUGGAGCUGAUUGCUAAAUCUUUCAAGAACUUCAAAGUCCUUGUGCUGUCCUCCUGUGAGGGUUUCAGUACCGAUGGACUCGCCGCAAUUGCCGCCAAUUGCAGGAAUUUGAGAGAGUUGGACUUGCGAGAGAGUGAAGUGGUCGACCUUAAUGGGCAUUGGCUAAGUCAUUUCCCAGAUUCGUACACAUCGUUAGUUUCUCUUAACAUUUCUUGCCUAGGUUCUGAGGUGAGUUUGUCUGCACUUGAGCGCCUGGCUGGCAGGUGUCCUGACCUGCAGACUCUUCGUCUCAAUCGAGCUGUGCCCCUUGAUAGGCUAGCGAACCUUCUUACCCGGGCUCCUCAGCUAAUUGAGGUAGGCACAGGAACCUACUCAUCUGAAAUUCGACCUGAUGUCUUCUCAAACUUAGAGGGAGCAUUAUCUGGAUGUAAGCAAUUGAGGAGCUUGUCUGGCUUCUGGGAUGUUCUCCCAUCCUACCUUCCAGCUAUCUACCCUGUCUGCUCUAGGUUAACAUCGCUAAACUUGAGUUAUGCAACUGUUCAAAGCCUUGAUCUGAUCAAGCUCGUCAGGAAAUGCCAUAAUUUGCAGCGAUUAUGGGUACUGGAUUACAUAGAAGAUGCUGGCCUUAAUGCCCUCGCUUCAUCAUGCAGGGAUUUAAGAGAGUUGAGAGUUUUUCCAUCUGACCCAUUUGGGUUAGAGCCAAAUGUGGCCUUGACAGAACAUGGGCUCGUUUCUGUGUCUGAAGGCUGCCCAAAGCUCCAGUCAGUUCUUUAUUUCUGUCGGCAGAUGUCUAAUGCUGCCCUAAUUACAAUUGCUAGGAACAGGCCCAAUUUGACUCGGUUCCGGCUGUGUAUCAUGGAGCCUCGAACUCCUGACUACCUUACCCUUCAACCUCUGGAUGUUGGUUUUGGAGCUAUUGUAGAGCAUUGUAAGAAUCUCCAACGUUUAUCUCUUUCAGGUCUUCUUACUGAUCGCGUUUUUGAGUACAUUGGGACUUAUGCGAAGAAGCUUGAGAUGCUUUCUGUGGCCUUUGCUGGAGAUAGUGAUUUGGGACUCCAUCAUAUACUCUCUGGGUGUGAUAACCUUAGAAAGCUAGAGAUAAGGGACUGCCCGUUUGGUGACAAGGCCCUUUUGGCCAAUGCUGCAAAGCUGGAGACAAUGCGAUCCCUUUGGAUGUCUUCAUGUUUGGUGAGUUUUGGAGCUUGUAAGCUGCUGGGUCAAAAGAUGCCUAGACUUAAUGUUGAAGUCAUCAUUGAUGAGAGUGGACCUCCAGAUUCAAGGCCAGAGAGUUGUCCUGUUGAGAAGCUCUAUGUAUACAGGACGAUUGCUGGGCCAAGAUUGGACAUGCCUCCAUUUGUGUGGACAAUGGGAGACGUUUCUGAAUUAAGGCUUUCGUGAUCAAACGAAUUGUGUCUUUUGAACCUUGGAACUGACAAGCCUCGUGUUGGAGGGACAAUGUCAGGUACAUGUUUUAGUGUGGCAAUCUCAAAUGAAUAUUGCUAUCACCUGGCUUAUGUGUUGCAGCUACGGACGGUGUUUGAGCUAGCCACCGGAGGGUACACAAGCUUCAGCUCCAUUGCCAUUCAUUUUAUAGGGCUGAGCUACGGAAUACCAAGUCGAGGGUACACAAGCUUCAGCUCCAUUGCCAUUCAUUUUAUAGGCUCUGAGCUACGGAAUACCAAGUAGUGAUUAAGGGAAACGGACAAACUUGUUAUAUGCAUGAGAUAGAGUUGUUAUAUUCUUCGUAGUAUGAUAUUUUGCGGACUUAUGCAAGAUUAUGCAUGUUUUGGUUUUUGGGGCAAGGUCUGCUAGAGUCAAGUCAAUGUCAUUGUUGAGCUUUCAUCAAAUAAUAAGAAUUCAUGAUCUUAAUUUCC
Prosopis cineraria is the source of this 2467-nucleotide messenger RNA. Its product is annotated as protein TRANSPORT INHIBITOR RESPONSE 1-like. Lineage: Eukaryota; Viridiplantae; Streptophyta; Magnoliopsida; Fabales; Fabaceae. Gene Ontology annotation, cellular component: SCF ubiquitin ligase complex. The record is from RefSeq and is a predicted model, not a curated record. Gene Ontology annotation, biological process: SCF-dependent proteasomal ubiquitin-dependent protein catabolic process. The coding region runs from base 234 to 1991 and encodes 585 amino acids. Gene Ontology annotation, molecular function: protein binding. The transcript is spliced from 3 exons.